Molecule: messenger RNA, 607 nt
Organism: Effrenium voratum
Lineage: Eukaryota; Dinophyceae; Suessiales; Symbiodiniaceae
Source: the annotation of a GenBank genome assembly
GGCCAUGGCCAAGGCCAAGCUGGUUGCGGCUAGGGGCGGCGAGGAAGCGCGAGAUGUGCGCGGCGAGAGUCCUCUCGCGCGGCUUAAGGAGCGCUAUGUGCAGGAGCGCAUGGAGCGUUUGCAAAAGCUCUGCUUGUUCAAGAUCCGCUCCAUGCAAGCGGCUGCGCAACUGGUGCAUCUGGUGUUGCAGAAGUGGCGGCAGGCCAUUCGGACCUCUUCGCUGGAGCAGAGGAUCCGGUCCCGGGAGGGCCGAACCUUGCUGCAGAAGGCGCUGACCUGCCUGGCUAUCCUCACGCGCUGGGUGCGGAACUCUCGAAUGAUCAACAAGAAGCGGCGCGAAGGCCUGGUGCGCUGGGCGCUUUGUGCCCUAACGGCUUGGUGCGGUGCCAAAGCCUCGGACCGCCAACGCGCCGCGGCGCACCGCCGGAGCGUGGCCGAGCUGCGGACGCGCCGCGGGCUGGGCCUCUGGCAACAGCGGGCGCUGCGCAGCCAGCGGCGGCGGGAGGAGGAGGACGGCGUCGCCGCUGCCUUGAGGCACCGCCUGCUGCGUGGCGCCUUGCGGCGCCUGCGGGGCUGGCGCCUGUGGCGCCUCGCCGCGCGGCGCUUG